Molecule: messenger RNA, 7737 nt
Organism: Symbiodinium sp. CCMP2592
Lineage: Eukaryota; Dinophyceae; Suessiales; Symbiodiniaceae
Source: the annotation of a GenBank genome assembly
AUGGAAGAGUGGUCCGUGGACUUCAUCAACCUGCGCUGCCGGCAGCUAUUGCACGGGAAAGUGGAGUGCGAGCUAUCGGAGAGCAAGGGACGGAUCUUGAGGGCCAAGUGCUUCUUCAAGAGAGGAGACCUACUUUUCGAGGAACCUCCGCUACAUAUUGUGCAGGUGGAUGAGGGCAACGAGGCUUUCAAGUUGGUGAGGCAGAUCUGUGAGAAGCGCGAUGAUGUAGCCUACAACCCUCUGUGGUACUGGGCAGCUUUUUCUUCGCUGACAGCGGACGAUCUAAGAACACCUCCAAAGGUGGGGCGUCUGAAACCAGUGUCGAGAGACCAACAAAAGCAGCUCCUGUGCCUUUAUCAUGAGCCUGUCUCCGAAGCCAGCGCCGCCGUGGAGAGCAUGGUAACGGAGCUGGGGCUGGCGGUGUCUCCGGUGAAGGUGGAGGAGCUCCUAAGGCUUUGGAUUCUGAAUUGCUUUGAGCACUCGGAGAGCCCCGAGGGAUACUCCGCCUACUUUGUCUCUUCCUUCAUGUCACAUUCUUGCAAGCCAAAUGCCAUUUGGCACGAGGGCGCUGAUGCGCUUCAUGUGGUUCGAGCCCGCAUGGACAUUUCCGUCGGCGACGAGGUUUGCAUCUCGUAUCUUUCGGAGGACGCACUGAUGUUCAGUGCAUCUCACCGGAAGAGAUCUCUCCGGAAAACGAAGCUUUUCCUCUGCACUUGUGAGCGCUGCGAUGAGCGAGCUGCCUCGGGUGCAGAGCCUGUUGACCUGUGCCGAGGGUUCCGCUGCCCGCACUGUGGGAGCCACAUUUUCCCGCCGUUGAACGGGGCCCUCCGUGCAGAGGACCUUGCUGGGAUGUGCUGCUCUGCGUGCACCCGGGCCGUCGGCGAGCAUGCUGCUGGCUUGCUCGAGACGGAGAAGCAACUGCGACUGCGGCUGCAGCUGCUGGACCAGGCUUGCGGCACCAAGCCGCUGGAAGAGCUCCUCACCGAAGCAGAUGCAAGGCAGCUGGAAGAAGUGGCUGGGGACCAGGCCUCGUCCGCCCUGGGGCCGCAGCAUUGGCUCUGCGAGCGCCUGGGUACCUACAUGGUUCCCUGGUACGACUCGCAAGGCCAGAUGGAUGAGGCUCUGAAGUGGAUGGAGCGCCGCCUUCGCUGUCAGCGACACAUGUUCCCGUGGCCGAAUGCAUCCCGUGCUUGGACAAUGCAGAAGUGCUCUCGAUUGCUGAUUCGCAGAUACAAGUCGAUGUGUGACCGGCAGCAUCCUAGCAAGAGGGAUGAUGUCUGGAUGCAGCGCCGCUUACUGGCACGGGCGGCCUUCCUUCAAGAGGAAGCGGUGCAGAAUCUGCGUGUGCUCUUCGGGGAGUCACACAGGCCGGCUAAUUACCUUCUUGAGGCAGCCAGCGUGUGUCUGGUCUUCUGGAUCGUGGAAGAUUGCGGCUUCGAAGCGGGUCGAAUGUUUCCAGAGCGUCUUCUGCCUAAGCAAUUUCAGCACUUUCCGCCUGCGGACGAAAACAAGUUCAAGUACCUCUGCCUCACAUCACACAUCUCCGAGCGUGGAGCGAGCUCAGACGACACAGACGUACAAGAAGAGCCUCACGAAGCUGUUCGACUCGAAAAAGCAGUUCGACUCUUCCUCAAAUAUCUCGCGCAGAACGGACGGAGAAAGACUCGAGACACCUUCGCCAAUGCCCCACCACAAGUUCUGAUGGAGGCGUCUCUUGGCAAGCCGAUGCGCAUGAGACUGAAGAGCAUUUCGAAGAUCUCCAAGAAGGGAGUGGCCGAGAUCUUGAAUGCCGAGUCGUCAGAGACCCGACAGCGCUGGCGGAAAAUGGCUGGACGGAUCGCUCCCUAUCCCACUGAGGUCAUUGACGAAAAGGAAGUCAUCGCGGACUUCUACGGGGGAGAAACUCAGCACGGCUUGGAACUGCGGCUUCACUCCGGAGGCUCCGUUGCCUGGGGUGGGCUUUUCGCUGCCUUCCCUUUGGGUUCAGUCCACCAGCGAAGUGACAGAAGAGCCCUGGAUCUGGUACAUCGGUCGCUGGCGCGCUUCUUCAAGCAAUGGCCUGGUGGCAAGCAGGGAAACAGUUUCCCUCACGUCUUCUCAGCAGCUGCAAGGGUGGGAUGGAGAACGGAAGCGGGGAGCUUGUUGCGGGAUUGGGAGGCAUAUCUCACCAACACGUCGGAUCCGAAAUGUGGCCUUUACAGUAACGGCAUGGUGCUGGGCUGUGGCGGCACGGGCCUGGAAAAUGUGGGUGGCGCAGCUUUUGCCACAGAGCUACUUCUGCAGAUGCCUGAAGGCGUGCUUCAGGUUUUCCCGUCCUUGCCACUUGGCAUGGCGGCUUCUUUCCACCUCCGCGCUCCGGGGCCUGUGAUGGUAAGGGCCAGUCGGACGGCCUCAGGAUUUGUGACCGAGUUCAAUAUGCAGCUUCCUGUGCUCGAGGCAGAGCUAGAUAUGGGUCCUACGGUGGUGCGAACGGACUUCCUGGUGCAAUCACCAUGGCCAGAUUCAGACAUUCUGGUGGAUGGUCAGGUUGCAGAAGUCCGCGGAAAAUCUCCGAGCCUAGUCUUUUGGCAAGACAGCAAUGUCAAGCUCAGCUUUGCCAUCGCCUUUCUCUUGUCUUUGCUCGACGACCCAGCUGCACCCCAGAAGCAGACGUUCAGUUCAGCGAUGGAGCUUCUGGAGUCAGACAGCGUGACGGAGUCAAAGCAUCUGGGCCCGAUGAGCCCGGUGUCCGUCAGCACGGAAGCUGUGUCACCGGAUGCACCGAGCUCCGCUGACACUCCCGACAGGAGAUGCUGUUCUCCCACUCGGCUUCCAGUUCCUUGGCUGGAUGCCGAGGUGCUCGAGAGUGCUGCGACGUUCGCACAUUUGCCCGUUCCUCGAGAGAGGAGCGGCAUCGGAGGUCUUGAUCCCCCUUCGGACUCGCUUCCGACUGUGCUGGGGCGGGUGGGUGCUGUUCGCGAAACUUCAAAGUCAUCCAGCAAGAGUGUGGCAAUGCAGUACAAUUUCGCACCAAGCUCACCGCACUCAAUCCUAACGGUGCCGGCUCCUUCCUACAUGGCUCGGGCAUGGCGAAGAGAACAAGGCGGUGGUUGUGAGGCUGCAAUUUCGAACGCCUCGGGUGAAACGCACUUCGGCGUCCGGAAGUGGAGCAUCGGGGUCAGGACUUUGCUGCAGUUGGGCGACAGUCACUUUGCAGAUUGGCUGUCGUUCUUGGCCCUGACUACCAUGGUGCUUGUCGUCACAGCGCUUUACGCCGUGGUCAUGGCACCGAGGGACCACGAGGCAACCAUUGCAUGGCGUCGGGAGAACCCAUCAGUGCAUGUGGACAAACUUGGCUGCGAUGCGGUCGACCACAUUGGCUUCUACCUGAUCUUGUGCGUGGCAACAUUUGCAGGUGUUGCAGCUUGCCUCAUGUUUCGCAAUGCUGGUGGUUCGGCGCACAUCCUGUCGGCUUCAGGCCUGGCUCUGCUGAGUUGGUUUCAGGGCCUGGUGGCGACCGUUCUGCCCGCUCAUGAGCGAGCCAAGAGCGGUUGCGCCUAUGGGACGAUGCAGAAAAUCUUCGCACCGCAGGAGCUGAGCAGCUACGACAGGGCCGAUUAUUACAAGGACUACUACGGAGUUAUCAUCGUUCGCACACUCUUGUUCCUCGCCACCUUGAUUUGGAUGCAGCACCUCAUGGUCUGGCGAGUGCAGGCAGUGGAGGCCACAUCACGUCGCUUCUUCGGCGGAAGGUGCCUUGCCGUCGGCAUAGCCGUGCAGAAAAUUGCGGCAACGGUUGCUCUUGCCGUGAGCAUCUGGACCUAUACAUCGAUUGGCGCAUCUCAGACAAGCUCAGAUGAGCCAUUUGGUGCGGAGGUUGCAGAAAGCGCGAUUACCGCGCAUGUCAAGUUUUGGAAUAAUUGCGUGGAGUGUGAGCCUUACACCGGCCUCAUGGCGCUUCAGCUCGUCCUUGGGGGCAUGAACUUCCUUCUCUUCGUGGCCACCGGCGUCACGGUCAUCAUCAUCAUGUCGGUGAUCCUUUGGGACCUUGGCCAGGCUGUGCGCGUCACCAACGACUUCACUUCCACCUACCCUCGAGCGAGGCGUGCUGGUCAGCAGCUGCGGCGGGCACGGGCCGUGGUCCGAUGGCAGCUCUUCGGUGUCAUACUGCAUCUGGUGGCAAGCUCCGCCCUACUCCCCGUCGCUUUGGAGAAGCUCUUGGACGGUCGGGGCUACCGAAGUGAGCCGGACCUGGCCAUCAGCUGUUCCUUCCAGGCCAUGGAAUUGCUUACUUGCGUGUCCGCGGCCCUCAUCCUGUCCGGCGGCUACCGGCGACCAAUCCGGCACCGGUCGCGCGCUGAUCAGCCAUGCAGCUGGCAGUUUGCCACCGCAGACUCGGCCGACUCCAUGUCAAUGCGCCGUGAGAAGACCGCCAGCCGAGAGCUCAGCUUCGAGCGAUCGUCGACAGCUUGGAACAUGAAGGUGGCUGAGAUCGCUGGGCGUGGCAUCACCGUGAAAGAGCUACUGGGAUUCUACAGAGAUUUGCGGGAUGUGAUGCCACACUACAAAGCAAGCGUGCAUACCACUGGUGAUGUUGUGCGCCACGCCAUUAUUCCCAUGACGAAAGAGUCUCGCAGCUCGUAUGUGCAGGCUUUUGAAGGUGCUGGAAGAAGUGGUCGGCCCCAAAAGAUGGUAACGUAUUACCACAUUGAGGGUACGGAGAAGAAGGAUCCGGCUGUGGCCGCUCCCGGCGGCAGUGAUCUGGACAAGGUUGGCUUUGACGCAAAGCGCUACUUUGACGGUCUGGUUUCUUCCGGCCAGCUGCCCGAGCUCGUCAAGCGCGCCAACGAGCUGGACGCUGAGAUCAAGGAUCUGGAUGGCGACAUGCAGAUGCUAGUUUACGAGAACUACAGCAAGUUCAUCCGAGCAACAGAUGUGAUAAAGCAGAUGAAAUUCACGAUAGAAGGGCUGGACCCUGACUUGAAAGUGCUUGAAGGCAAUGUCUCCAGGAUAACAGAACACCAGAAGAAGGUUGAAGAUGGGACAUCAGGUAGAGCCGGCCGGAUCGAGGACCUGCUGAAGCAGCAGCGCGUGUGUCGGAAGCUCCAGGUGCUCUUUGAGCUUCCUGCAACACUCCAGAAGUGCCUCGACCGAAAGGCCUAUGGAGAAGCAGUGGAGGCAUAUUGCUGCUGUUCAGGCUUCCUUCGUCAAUACAGGCACAUGCCCACCUUUCAGAAGGUCCUAGAGGAGGUGGAACUUCAGAUGGGUCGCAUCCGUGUCGCCCUAGAAGACCGCUUGCGUUCUCCGGAGCUCUCUGUCGAGGAAGCCGUCAACAGCUCUGUAACGCUGUUGGACCUUGGGGAGGACCAGGUCAAAGUUUCCAGCGAAUAUCUGACUGGAAGGACGGGCGCUCUUCGAAGCCGCCUGGCGGCUUGUUUCGAUCCACUUGAAGAUGCUCCAGGACCCGAGCCCGGCGAUGAAGAGCUCUCCAAGGAUCAGGAAGAGCUCCGACGACCUGAGAGCAUGGCCUUGCACGGUGCGUGCAGGCGAGCGACAGAGACCUACGUCCCGAUGCUUUGCGAUGCUGUCGAGGGUUUCCAGAAGUUGCUGGAGGUUCGCUCCGGAUCUGCAUCUGCAGUUGACGAGAAUGUGCUUCCGGAAUUCGUGAGCGCCAGAAUUGAAGAUCUGUGCGAGCGUAUCACGCAGCUGGUGGACAAAAAAUGUCCACCUACGCGGGUACUCGUUUCUUGCAUCCACUCCGUGCGAGACUCCUUGAGGCGGCUGCACUCGCUGCUGCCUGCUUUGCUGACGCGGCUCUUCCGAGCAUUCCUUGGCCGGACGGCCAUGGACGCUAUGAAAGCACUGUUUGCAACAGCCUGCUCGGCAAUGCUGACAGAGAUGUGUAAGCUGCACCAGGAAUGCAAGAAGCUGGGCGAGUCCAGCAGUUCUGGCUUGGACGACGUGUUGGAAGAGAUAGCGAAGACCGAGCAGUCGGUAAUCAUGCAUGGGUUCACGUCUUUGACGGAGUGCCAACCACUUCAGAGCCUCCUUGGCCCCGACAAGGUGGCUAGCCAGCAACUCAUCAGGGGACUCCACUCACAGCUUACGGCGUUCUUUACGACCUUCACAGAAGUCUGCCGCACAUAUGUGGGGAGCGACAUCGGUGAAGCUCUGCUGCCGUUGCCAAUGGCAAAAGAGAUGAAGCAGGUGGCUGAUCUCGAAUGGUGCGGUUUGUUUGCAUUGGCUUUGGUGCGGGUGGGCCGGCACCUGGAGGUCAAGGCCAUCAACAAGGUCUGGGGCGUUGCCAAGGACCUUUUCGAGGGCGCAGAGGCUACAGCAGCUGAGCUCCAGCCAAAUGCAGUGGUGCUGAAGUCGACGCGCAGUGCGGCUCAAGCAGUCAUCACGCAAUAUGCGACCAUGAGUGGGCAACGGCUGGCCCACUUCUUCCGAAAUUCUGUGCAGAGUCGCAACUGGAUGACGGUGCGCGAACCACAAGAGCCACGGAAGGUCGUGGAGAUGGUGCUUCGAGAGGUGCACGCCUUUGAUGCGCAGCUGGCGCGGCUGCUGGGUGAUCCCAGGAAGCCCAAGACAGGCGACCACCGAAGGAAUCUGUCCCGCUUCAAGAACUCCAUGGAGCUGGAAGUCGAGCGUCUCUGGGCCAAGAAGCUCCAGGUCUUUGCUCCGAUCCCCUUCAACAGGAACGGUGCGAUUGUCGGUAUACUGCGGAUUGCCUUCAAGGCCUUCUUCGAGUACGUAAGGGAGGAGACCUUCGGGAAAUAUGGCCUCCAACAAAUCCAGCUCGACUGUGCCUUUAUUGCAGAGAUGGUCAGAGACUUCGUCGAGAACGAUGACGCAAGUGUUCUGGACAGCUUGUUGGACGAAGUCGUUGCUUCUGCCCAGCUGCGCUGCGUCGAACCUGUGGCCAUGGACACGUCAGUGGUGGAAGCACGCUGUGAGGAACAGAAGAAGAAGUUCAGCUGCGUGCAGAAAGAGCUUGAUGUCUCAGUGCAGCACUGGUGGGGGAAUCGCUUUGUGGAUCUAUGUGCCGCUGUCGUGGCGGAUGCGUUGGAGGAAUCCAGCUACGGUCUGGUUUCACGCUUGCUCCAGAAGGAUGUGGAUAUCAUCGAGCGCAUUUUGGAGAAAUGCGGGCGGCUCCACGACUGCUACUGGAUUUGUGCCUUUUGUGUAAAUCAACAUGCUAGCAUUUGUGAUUGCAAUCAUCAUGCCAGAGAUUCUCUGACCGCCCAGCGAUAUCCUGUUUGUGAUUGCGGACUUCCCAAGUAUUACGAAGGUGACGAGUGCGAGAUGAACAAGUUUGAUGAAAUGAUGGCUUUCUUGGCAGCCAGAGACCCGAACUUCUGCCAAGUGGUGGCGGUGGAUGCCGAGUUCGGAGUGUUCGGCAGGGCGUGGUGUAUGGCAGAGAUGGCUCAGGCCAGCAAAUUGGGGAUUCGAACGCAUUUGAAGCUGCGCGACAAGGAAGGCCUUGUGCGUACCGGUGCAAAGCUGCGAGACCUCGAUGUGCGUGAAAUGGAGGCUUCUCGCGAGGAGGACGUGGUGCAUAUUCUGGCGAAAAUUCCGGACACCGAUGCCUUCAACGCAUCCCUGCAGAGCUUGAUCUUUGACAGCCGUUCUGGGCUUCUUGCAGCAUGGCGCGAUCUGGAUUCCUCCCGGCAGAUGGGUGAAGCAGGUCGCCUUCUUUUCUGGAUUUCUGCUGACUCCUCGUCUACUGGAGUGGUGUGGAAGUGCUGGGAAUUUUGA